AUGCCACCCCUCCAAGUGAUCAUCAGGGGUGAGAAAAGGAGGCCCAGGACGACGAUGCCCCCCACGGUAGCUUCCAGAGGAGGAGUCAGAUCCAAUUGGCCUAGUUUUACCAGCUCCAAGACCGUUCCCAAGACCGGGGCAAAGGUUGGUUCACAGGCUGGGCCGCACGGCGGGAAACAAUUAGGCGUUGGGGGCAAGACUCAUGGCAUUGCGCGAUCGCGGCAUCGCAAGAUCUUGAGAGACACCAUCCACGGCAUAACAAAACCUGCGAUUCGACGGCUGGCCCGCCGAGGCGGCGUCAAAAGAAUCAGCGCUACUAUAUACGAAGAGGCCAGGACGGCCCUCAAAGAGCGACUGGAAGCUGUGCUGCGCCUCUGCGUUACGUACGUCGAGUAUAGGGGCGCCCAAACCGUCACGGUGGAUGACGUCGUUCACGCUCUGAAGCGAUUCGGCCGCCCGAUUUACGGCUUUGAAUACAUGAAUGCCACAGUGAAAUUAUCAUGA
Messenger RNA from Ustilaginoidea virens, 504 nucleotides. RefSeq lists its product as uncharacterized. The transcript has 6 exons. The record is from RefSeq and is a predicted model, not a curated record. Gene Ontology annotation, biological process: nucleosome assembly. Gene Ontology annotation, molecular function: DNA binding; structural constituent of chromatin; protein heterodimerization activity. Lineage: Eukaryota; Fungi; Ascomycota; Sordariomycetes; Hypocreales; Clavicipitaceae. Bases 1 to 504 code for a protein of 167 amino acids.